This is a messenger RNA of Didymodactylos carnosus, 1176 nucleotides long. The record is from the annotation of a GenBank genome assembly. Lineage: Eukaryota; Metazoa; Rotifera; Eurotatoria; Philodinida; Philodinidae.
GCUCAAGAAAUUUUAUAAUGUGCUCAGUUUUAAUUGAGAUCGGUUGAUGCAUACCUAAUCUGCUCAUAAAACUGUCACAUUAUAAUGUUACGAGAACCAUUCUAGCGGCUUAGAUACACGUACUUUUUACAGAGGAAGGGCGAGUGUAACGAAAGCGUAGUCAAGCAUUUCGGUAGUGUGAUUGGAUUGUAGAAAUGAUGCGCCAGUUAAUACGUUGCAUGACAUGUUAGUUGGUAAUUUUACGGCGUCAACUCAGUUAAAGGACAUUUCCAUUAUGUGGUAUAUCAGUUACAACAUAAAAGACUGCGUGCACAUAUUCUUUCCAGACAUAUGUUGUCUGUUGAUGAUGGUUAUCUAGAGAGAUUAUUUAUUUUUCGGCUCAGCUAUCGUAGUAUGUCCUGCACAGAGUUAGUUCUCUGUAUAAGUAAAGAGGAAAAAGCCAAAUCUAGUACUAUCAAUGCGUGUUGGGGUCAAACCAAGGGAGCAUUGAUGUAUGUGGUAUAGUCGCACUUCAAAAACUAUUAGAUCGAGAGAUUGCGCUCGUUUCCCUACGAAAAUGGUUAUAGGAUCUGUGAGAUGGAUUAAUUAAACAGUUGUUUGCUAUUUCUGAUAUAGGACUGGGGUAGUUUAAUUGGUUUACAGUUAGUUGGCACAAAGGAAAUCGGUAAGCGUUUUGCACGGGUUGCUGUUGGCAAUGGUGGAUUACCUACAGGUGAUCAAAAACUUUCCGAUGCUUUCUUUCAAUGGCAAAAGUUUGCAUCCGAACAAACGAAACUAGAUGUUGGUUCAAUAAUACAACGUUUUGUAGUAAGAGAAAUGAAACCAGAGGAAGUUGCUGCAUAUAAUGCUCCAUUUCCCAAUGAGAAAUAUCAGGGCGGUGCAUUAGCAUUUCCUCAACUGGUACCAACAACACCUGAUGAUCCCUCAUCGCAACAUAACCGUGAUGCAUGGAAAAUUUUGGCAACAUUCGAUAGGCCAUUUUUAACUUUGUUUUCGGAUUCUGAUCCAAUAACAGCUGGAUUGGACAAAUUAUUACAAAUGGCAGUACCAGGUGCUAAGAACCAAGCACAUUCUAUAAUUACUCAAAGUGGACAUUUUUUACAGGAAGAUAAACCAAAUGACAUUGUUGAACAUCUUAUUAAAUUUAUCGAAGAUAAUCCAUUACCAUCUGAGUGA